Cantharellus anzutake is the source of this 723-nucleotide messenger RNA. RefSeq lists its product as uncharacterized. NCBI's taxonomy places the organism in Eukaryota, Fungi, Basidiomycota, Agaricomycetes, Cantharellales, Hydnaceae. The record is from RefSeq and is a predicted model, not a curated record. The transcript has 5 exons. Bases 1 to 723 code for a protein of 240 amino acids.
AUGGCACACAAUCAUAACCCCAGUGGGAAAAAUCAAUAUGAUUUUGUCUCCAAGGCUUCGGAUGCCCACCUCACUGAAGCAUUGCAGCGAUACCAUAAGGAGUUCAUCACAAACCCUGUGGUAAUAAAGGAGCUGCUUGCAGCUGAGCCUGAGCCCAUUCAUAUGAGUGUCCAAACAAUCCGGCAUCGGAGGAAAGAACUAGGUCUUGUAGGAUCUCGUACCACAGCAAAGAAGAUGCACUCCACCCAUGAAACUCAACUCGUGCUAGACCAGAUGGACAAAGAUCCAAACAUGAGGAGAGGAGUCAGAUUGACACAUGCAAAGAUAGCAAUGGAAACAGGAGUCCACCUGAGACAGGAGCAUGUUAGUGAGAUCAUGCAGCAAUUCGAGCUUGAAGGGUUUGAAAAGCGAGAGCCCUGUGGCAAGAAGAUCAGGCGACACCCUAUUAGCGUCGGCCCAGGUGCAGAAUGGAGUGGUGAUGGCCAUGAGAAACUGAAGAAAAUAGGCUUCUCAAUCUAUGGGAUACACGACGUUGCAACAGGGAAAUGGCUGAAACUCAAGUUAUUACCUGAUAACCGCUUGAAGGAGACGAUUGCAUAUGUUUAUCUUGAGUUGGUUGAAGAGCUUGGUGGGAUUCCAGUUCAAUCGACAAUGGACCAUGGAUCAGAGACUACUGUCAGGAACGUGCCAGACAUGUAUCCAGGUGACCUGCAAGGCACGUGA